AAACUUGUUUCUCUUAGCCGCCAGAGUGACUUCACCUGUUUUAGCCGCCAGAAGAAACUGCAAUACGUAACAUAAGGCAGGCAGGUUCUGACCGCGCUGGUGUACGCGUAGACUGGCUUCUUCUGUUGGCAAGUUGUGAGUCACCAGGCACUGGCCCUCGGCCAGCAAUGACAAAGACAGUUGUGGUGAUCAUCUUACUCGGCACAGUUGUGGGUUACAAGUAUCCCCAAGAGCAAUAUGAUUCUUUACGUGUAGCAAGAUGCACUGCUGCUUGCUGGAGUGUUGAGUCCUCUUCUAGAGAAGGGUGCGUCGAAACUUGUUUGUCGUCCCAUUAUGUGAAGCCAGGACUGUGUCCGAAUGCCUCGUCGCUGUCCGUGUUUGAUGCAGCCUGCAUCGAAGCCUGCAAUGAUGAUCCUGAGUGUACUGGGACGGACAAGUGCUGCUCGCAUAGUUGCGGCGUCACCUGUCAGCGUGCCCAAGGUCUUCAAAACGUUCCAGGUCUGCCGCCGGUCCCGACCAACCUGUCCGUGACGGAGCGACGCAGAGGUCGUACCGUGGCGGUCGAAUGGUUCGCAGGGUCCCAAGAACCAUCGGUACUCGGAAACCCCGUGCUUUUCCUACUUGAAGAGCGACAUCACGUGGGACUCCAUUUCGCAGCUGCUCGCCUAACCAACUGGGUCCCGCGACACCGUUCGUCGCGAACCAACGUGACCUUGAAGAACUCCCUUCGCCCUGGCCACUGGUACCAGUUCCGCGUCGCAGCUGUCAGCGCGGAGGGUACAAGGGGAUUUUCCGAGCCGUCCCUUCCUUUUACCCUCUCAGUUGCUCCGAAGGCGCCCGGUCCACCGCUGAAGCUAUCCGUGGGUUCGCUGGUAAAAGUGAACGGCACUUUGUGGGGAGAGUUAAGCUGGGAACCUCCUGUAUCAGACCUGCCCAUUCAGCGAUACAAAGUGUUUUGGAGUCGGCAACUUCAAGGGGCAACCUCCUCUCUGAUAUCUGUUUUGGUGAGGCAUCAGACAAUCCCACGGGAUGUUAUGAAGUUUGCCCUGAAAAACUUGGAGCCCGAUUCGCUGUAUUUUCUGCAAGUGCAGGCCCUAACACAGUUUGGACAUGAACGACUUAAAGGUGAAAAAGCAGCCAUCUUCCUCAAUACGGCAGAUCAUAUAAAUGUCAGCGAGGUCAACAUUGGAUCUCAUGAUGGAAAUGGUAAGCGAAGUGUUGGCAGAGUAGAAGGACUGAAGGUUCAGAAAUUAUAUUGGAGUCGUGGCCAACUCCUCGCGAAGAUAAUAUGGACACCAAGGCCCAUUAUGAAGGGAGUCUCCUCUCCCAGAUACACAGUUGCGUGGUGGUCAGGACACUGCCAUGGCCCUGGUGUUACCACGCUGCAACCACGAAGCCAGCUAGCUGCAACCACAGAGGUGGCACAGUACGAUCUUUAUGACUUAAGUUUCUGCUGCAAGUAUCGAGUGGCAGUUCGAGAAACAAACCCGGGCGGAGGAAAUGUUCAACACGAGGCUACUCUCAUGUUUAUGACUCCAGCUUGCAGUGAGCUACACGCUUCGAGUUCCAGCCAAGAAAAACCUGAUUGUUCACAGUUUGGCGGCUGUCAGUGAAAAUUUCCUCGUAAAAUGAUCUUCUUGCAAAGAGCUGAAUGGUUUGAAGUGCCAUUGAGAAUGUACUGUUCUUAUGCUAAGUCGUUGAAGUUAAUGGAAUAAUAAGUUAUGAAAUUUCUCUUCUAUAUUAAGUUUAAAAUCUUCGUGCAUACCAGUGCUUUAGAUUUAAGUUACGUAAAGUGUUUCAACAAAAUUUACAUUCAUGUUUGCUCGUAGGAAAAUACAGUGUGUCCAUAAAGUCCCUUCGAGGUUUUGAAAAAUUGUGACGCGCAAACAAAUUGAGCUAGUCACAUGCGGUUUG
Messenger RNA from Zootermopsis nevadensis, 1914 nucleotides. RefSeq names its product anosmin-1 Kallmann syndrome 1. The record is from RefSeq and is a predicted model, not a curated record. Gene Ontology annotation, molecular function: peptidase inhibitor activity; protein binding. Gene Ontology annotation, cellular component: extracellular region; cell surface. Lineage: Eukaryota; Metazoa; Arthropoda; Insecta; Blattodea; Termopsidae. Gene Ontology annotation, biological process: neuron differentiation.